Gloeophyllum trabeum ATCC 11539 is the source of this 699-nucleotide messenger RNA. RefSeq lists its product as uncharacterized. The record is from RefSeq and is a predicted model, not a curated record. The transcript has 2 exons. The coding region runs from base 1 to 699 and encodes 232 amino acids. NCBI's taxonomy places the organism in Eukaryota, Fungi, Basidiomycota, Agaricomycetes, Gloeophyllales, Gloeophyllaceae.
AUGCCGUCGCUGCAGGAUAUCAACGAUAAACAGAACGGCUUCAUGUGCCAGGGAGACCUACACCGACUACUGGACAAGAAACAGCUCGCUGUGCUUUAUACACCAAAUCCCAUACUCGACUGCGACGAUGUUCCUUCAAGGGCUGAUGUUCCCAAGCCACGGGGCCGCGAAUAUCCCUCGUUCUGUUGUUACACCCUGCAAAAUCUGAACAUUCUCAAUGAGCCAGAUGUUUGUUUCUGGCAGGAUCGACUUCACAACAUUGUGUCAAAAAGCUUGGACGGAUGGUUUCGGGAGCUGGAUCGGCAUAAGUUGCCGCAUCCCGGUCUGCUCCAUUAUGUCUACGGCCUUUCUGUCCUUGAGGCAUUUGGUUCUGCCUCAGCAUGGCAAAAUGCGAAUGCCCCAUGGUUCCGACCCAAGGGACAAUCUCAGGCAUUCAGGCAGUCUCAUAUAUCACAAACCAUGACUGAUCACGAAACUACUCAUGACAAGCGUUUUGCACAGGCCUCGCCCAUGCAGGGCAGUCACCCGCCUGCACCCAAGGCCGAUGAACAAGGAUUUGUAAGGAUCACAGCUGAGGAAGCCGAGGACUUUGUGUUCCGACUUUCAAUGAUACGACUCGCCCAGCAAGAGGAGGCUGAGCGCCAGGAGCGCAAUGAUAUUGCUCAGUGGGCCAGAGAUUUGGCAGCAAGCACGCCGUGA